AGCAGCAGUGUGACAUAGUGCGCGGAAGAAUAGGAGACGAAGAGAUCGAAGAGCAGGAGCAGAGGGUGGACGACGAUGAUGAGGGGGCACAGGAAGAGGGCGCCGAGCCCUGAUGCAUUCGCAUCUUCUACAUAGGGGAUCGUUCCGUCUCUUCGAUGUCCGACGUCUGACGACGAGCACCAAGCACGCCGAGGACGACGGCGACGACGACGACGACGACGACGACGGCGACGACGACGACGACGGCGACGACGACGACGACGACGACGACGACGACGGCGGCGACGACGACGUCGCUUAGGAGCCUCCAACACGAAACCAGCACUGCCGUUUGUUCUCCGAGAUGGCGGACGAAAAGGAGAAGCAGACGUUCUUGCAGAAGCUGCUAUUCUACACGACCGCGUUCUUCAUCCUCCUCAGCACCUUCAGCCUCUUCGCCUUCCUCUUCUUGGUCCCGUUCGUUAUUGACCCCGCCUUCACCACCAUCUUCAUGCAGUUUGACACUCGACCCGCCGAGUGUGUCACCAUCGACGUUGAGUCCAAAAGAGGUACGAGCAAUUGCUCAUGGACAUCCUGUAGAGAGGGUUGCACUAAGGAACUGUACGAUUGCACGCAAAUACGCGUCAACUAUAAGCUAUCGGAUAACACGUCCGAGGGGCCGGACGGGGAAGGCGGAGUGGUAGGAAGUGUCGAGGACGACGAAGGGAGCAAGCGGAUGCCUCGUUACGAGCGUUCCUUAGGCGAGUACAUCGAGGACCCCGACAACAAUUUUGCCGCGGAUGAUGAGAACGGGCUGCCGAAAGCUUUCCCUACAGGUCUCAUGGGCAACGACUCCAUGUGGUACUUCACCGGGGCCAAGCUGUUCCCCAACGUAAAAGGCUGUGGAUACCCUCCAAUGCUGAAUUGCAGUAUUUUCUACCGGCAGUACGCCAACAUAGGGCAGAACUUUAGCUGUUACUACUCGAAAGUGGAUCCCGGGAUAGUCAUCAGCGACCUCGACAUGUGGCAGGUGUACAUGAACCUUGUGUACGCGAUGGCGAUUCCGAUACCGUCUUUCAUAAUCUCGGUGAUAUACCUCACCAUCGCCUACUUCAAGAUCUACAACGAAGACGAGGAAGUCCUCGUAAAAGGUGGCGAAGAGGGUGAGGAAGGGGAGGAAGGGGAAGGCGGCGAUACACCCUUGCCACCCACUAGCGGUGCAUUGACGCCCGGAAGUGAAGCCUUCAGGGAGGAUUUGGCGAGCUUCGGGCACCAACUCAAGGUCGCAAUGGCCGACGACAUCAGCAGGGAAAGUCUUGACGGGAUUCCUAACUCGCUCUCCAUUCAGGGAAACUUGAGCAAGACAAUGACGACGAGUAUCUCAACUCCCCCUGGGCCGACGGCAGCAGUUUGAAGCGACAUUUUCAAGGUCUGAAUAAUAUUUCGUGGAGACCACAUUAGGCGAUCAUCAUCGCCGUCCAUGAAGAAGCAAGGCGUCACAGCGGCCGAAGCUUUUUCUUGACCGAGAAAGGAGCCAAGAAGUUAACCUUUCUGUCUCAGGAUCGACUAAAAGUCCACCCUCGCGAUUCACGGAGUGAACCAGAGGCACAACACUCGGUACUCUCUCUUUUUCUCUCUCUCUCUCUCUCUCUCGAGCAAUGCAAAUCGUAUGCGAAUACACGGCGAUUCUAGGGAACCUUUGACAAAUCUGCCAUUUCUCUCAUCGUAAAUCUGUCCCCGUUACAAGCGCCGAUACUAUACUUGCAAGAUGUCACGACGAAUAUUUCGUAACGCGUACUUUUUCCUACUCGAUAAUCGCGAAAUAUUGAUAACUCGUGCAAGGGAGGCAGCAGCCUCUCUAGAAUGCGACAUCUUCAACGCGAAGCUCGUAUGCGCCAGAAAAGUUCUUCGUUUCUCGUCUCAGUGUUUAAUGUUGGCACGCGGCAGCCGUUAUAUUCCGCGCGCCAGAUUGAUUUACCUCGCACGAUGCCUUCUUCUAGCUUGUCUAAGUGUGAUUCACGAACCGAAAUCCAAUUCGCGAAUCUCGUGCCUGUAUAUCGCAUUUCGAAGAAUCUGUCCUUACUGUCGUGUACGUAGCGUUCGGGUACACUCUAUAUUUUUAAACAAUUUUCCACGAUGUAUCCGCGACCUGUGGAGGCGAUCGUUUUGUCCAGAGAGGAAAUAAAUCCGUCGCUCUGACAACGGCACAAGUCCUAAAAUCUUGAAUUGUAUAAUAAUUGUAAGAUAAAAAUUCAUAUGCAGCAGAUUAUAAAUCUGCCUCUGCAAGACGUCAAUUUUUGAAACUUGUCCAUGCAUAAUGGCAUUCACUCCGUCAGACAUUAAAAAGUUUCUUUUCACACAUAAAUGUUUUUCUGCCUCUAUGUAUUCUGUCAACUGAUUGAAUUUCAAAGUGCUGGACUCGCGCCAUUCUCAAAACGACCGAUGCAUAACUUGCAACGAAGCAUAUACCGAGUAUACGCUCCCUCUGGUUCACUCAACAAUACCGAACGGACGUCCAUCCGGAGAACGCAGAGGGGGAAAAAAAAAGCGCGCGUGGCGAAGUUCUACGUCGCGCGCUACAUGUAUAUUAAAGUAGCUCUCGAGUUAGCUAUGAACUAUUUUAAAGACCUUAAUCAGUUAAAACUGUGAGCUAAAUACCAUUAAACGUUACGAGUAUUAUCAGGUAAUUCGCUUGCUGUGUGAUCAUGAUGUGUCCACUCGCGUCUUAGACACUUUUAUCAAACACACCGACGAAACACUACGUCCGUACCACUUUAAUUAACUGGCGACACGCUUUUGCAAGUAAAAACGCGCGUUUCGCAGUGUCCACCCUCCCGCACCCCGUUGCGGCCUCGUCCAUGUACUAUGAUCUCCACACGCACAAAUUCUAACGUUUUUCAGGUACCUGACCGACACGCACGAAGAAACGUAGGUACCUUCGCGAGUCUUAUGACUACAUAUGCGCAUUUAAAUCUAUAUGAGUUUACAAGACGAAAAAACAUUCGGUAUAUAAUUCAAGGGCAGGACUUCUCUCGAGAUAAUGCCUGUUGUUUUUAGGUGCGCUUUCAGUAUUCGAAUCAUUUCUUAAGAAAGAGAGCAAGAAGAAAAAUAAUAAGUAUUGAGAGCACAAUUAGAAAGAGCAGACCUGUCGCCGUUAAAUUGCCUUUUUUUCUUUUGAUGUGUACUGUUCGACAUGAUAUUUGACAAGAUUGAGCUGCUCUGCACACAAGUUUUAACGGGCAUCCCUGAAAGAGUGAAACACAUACUUAAAGCCCAUUAGUUUAAAGUAAAAUUGUAAUCUCGAUAAUAUCAGUCGUAAUGAGCUUCGUGCUACUCCUCGGGGCGGCUUUAAAAAGAACGGCUCGUCUUAUUAUCGUCUCAAUGUCGGCCAUGAACAUAAUUAGCUGUACGCUACGUUAUGAUUUUAGCGUUAACAUCGCCCGUGAUAUCGACCAAACGCUUGCCGCAUGGAAACUAGAAUCCUGGAGAGUACCUAAGUAAUACUUCGAAAUGCCCGUGAGCAUUUAGUUAUAGCGUUUGUAUAUCGAAACUUUGAAUAUUUUACUGAAAAUGUAUAAGUUGCUUAUUUGUAAGCCUGGAGCCUCCCAUCUCCUUGAAAAUAUCGAUGUUCCAUGCGGUAAUAAAGUGGGCGAGAUGUACAAAAAAGACUAUAUGUAAUUAAUGCUCGACAUCGGUUUGUUUCUGCGAUCAUACACAUACUGAGCAAUACCCACACACGUACACGUUACACCGUGAAAGGCACAUUCUAUACACAUCGGUAAUCUGUGGAGAAAAAAAAAAAGAUAAUUGAAUUGUUUUUAUGGAUUAAGAACAAGUUGUCUGUGAUCUACAAUAAUUAAAAGAAUAUUUAAUAAGUAUUAACAGAUAAAAGUCUAAUUGAGAUAAUAUCGAUAAUGUUGAAAGAUGGGAGGGAGAAAGAAAUAAUUCAAAGACGAUCGGAUUUUAUUGGUACAAGUUGAGCGCAGGUUUCUCGAGGCACUGGUUGAGCAAUACGAUAGUAACAAA
Messenger RNA from Monomorium pharaonis (pharaoh ant), 4005 nucleotides. It is a transcript of the gene tipE, whose product is annotated as protein tipE. The coding region runs from base 344 to 1393 and encodes 349 amino acids. The record is from RefSeq and is a predicted model, not a curated record. The transcript is spliced from 6 exons. Lineage: Eukaryota; Metazoa; Arthropoda; Insecta; Hymenoptera; Formicidae. Gene Ontology annotation, biological process: regulation of sodium ion transport. Gene Ontology annotation, molecular function: sodium channel regulator activity.